AUGUAUGUAUAUAAGAAACUAUUUUAAUUGGUUUUUAUGCAUGCAAUUGCUUGACAUGUAUUUUUAUUCUACUGUUAAUUGCUCCAUGCUGCCUCCUGGGAAGUGGGUCAUAAAUGGAAUUAUAAAUAAAUGCUGUACUAGAGGUGCUUAUUGCUUAGUAAAACAACCUGGAAUUAGAAAAGGCAACAUGGUACCUCUUCCUUUGCUUCCCGUUUGCUUAUUGUCUUUGCCUGUGGUGACCAAAGAUGCAUAUAAGGAGCCUCAAACAUCAGAAAUUAUUUGAAACCACUGAAAUGAAGUAAUAUGUUGGAUUAUUAUAGAAUCAUAGAGUCAUAUGGUUGGAAGGAACUCUGAGGGUCAUCUAGUCCAACCCCCUACAAUGCAAUAAGCUCAUAUCAAGCAUCCAUGACAGAUGACCAUCCAACUUCUCCUUAAAAGCCUCCAAUGAAGGUUCCACCUUCCAAAGGAGUCUGUUCCACUAUCGAACAGCUCUUGCUAUCAAAACGUUCUUCCUAGUGUUUAGUCAGAAUCUUCUUGAAUCUAACUUGAAGCCAUUGGUUCAGGUUCUACCCUCCAGAGCAGGAGAAAACAACCUUGCUCCACCUGCCAUGAUCAGAUGUGCCCUCUUCUGAUUUUUACAGGGGGUGGUGUCUGAAUCAUGUUGCACUUUUCCCUGGGGAUAUUGCUGGGCCUUGCAGCCUGCUGUGCUUCCCUGGAUAACGGACUGCUGAAGACUCCGCCAAUGGGCUGGGUGCCUUGGGAACGUUUUAGAUGUAACACAGACUGCAAAAAUGAUCCUGACAACUGCAUCAGUGAACACUUGAUCAAGGCUAUGGCAGACAGGCUGGCUGGCGACGGAUGGUUGCGGCUCGGCUACAAGUAUGUCAACCUGGAUGAUUGCUGGGCAGCAAAUAAAAGAGAUGCGCAAGGCAGGUUGCAGCCAAACCCCGAAAGGUUCCCCAGUGGCAUUAAAGCCCUUGCCGAUUACGUUCACUCCAAAGGCCUGAAGUUUGGCAUCUACAGUGACCUGGGCAGCAAGACCUGCUCAGGCUACCCUGGGACGACCCUGGAUACUAUUGAGACAGAUGCGAAGACCUUUGCCGAGUGGGGGGUUGACAUGCUGAAGCUGGAUGGCUGCUUCUCCAAUUCUUCCAUCAAGGCAGCAGGCUACCCAAAGAUGAGUGCAGCACUGAACAAAACAGGACGGCCCAUUGCCUUUUCCUGCAGCUGGCCUGCCUACGAGGGGGGCCUUCCACCGAAGGUGAAUUAUACCUUACUUGGCAAAAUAUGUAACCUGUGGAGAAAUUUUGGUGAUAUCGAAGACUCCUGGGACAGCCUCUUCCACAUCAUUGAGUGGUACGGAAAUCAUCAGGACAUAAUUCAGCCUGUUGCAGGACCGGGAAGGUGGAAUGAUCCUGAUACGCUGAUCAUUGGUAACUUUGGCCUGAGCUAUGAGCAGUCGAAAGUGCAGGUGGCCCUGUGGGCGGUGCUGGCGGCCCCUUUCUUCAUGUCCUGUAACUUGCGGACUAUCUCGACCGAGGCCAAGAACAUCUUGCAGAACCCACUGCUCAUCUACAUCAACCAAGACAAUCUGGGGAUUCAAGGGAAGCGUAUUGCAAAGAGCCAACACUUGGAAGUAUGGAAGAGGCCCCUCGUCAAUGGCCAGUUCGCGGUAGCAGUGAUGAACAACGGCACUGAUGGAGCACCGAAGCCAAUUGUGACGACUCUGGGACUUCUGGGCAUUUUGGACUGCAAGGCAGGCUACAAGGUCUAUGAAGUGCUGGAAAAGUUGUUCAUGGGGACCUACAAGCUCAACGACCCCAUUCGCACCAAGGUCCCUCCGACCGGCGUGGUCCUGUUCUUCCUCAGGCCUUUGUGCUGAUCUUCCCUUUCCGCAAGGACUCAAUGUGCUUCAGAUGUCACACAGGAAGCCGACAGCUAAGGAAAUCAGCAGCCAAGGCACGAAAGCUUCUUCUUCCUCCUUGUGGAGGGCUUUGGCAACGGGCGCAGGAGAUAAACAGAACCAUGGAAAAGCUGGACCCUCCACCCAAUUUCUCUGGGUGUUUUGGGAAUAUUUAGAAAACUCUCUUGAGAAGUAUGUACCUACCUGUGUGGAAGAGAGUUGCAGGACCCCAAAGGAGCUGCCUCCACGGGAAUUACCUUUUCUGGAUUAACCUCACAAAACUGCACAAGAGGGAGGGUGCAAUUCCCACUGCUGCGCAGAGAGUUUCCACCAAAGCUUAUGCACAUGGCGCAGAAUGGCCCAUGUCUGUCCAUUGGCACCUUCAGCCAUGCAGGAAAACAACUGCUGCAAAAGUGUUGUGUGUGGCGCAGCCCUUGAAGAUAGCAGGAACCAGGGGCAGUUUGGAAGCUAAGCGCAUAUCCUUCCCUCCAUCCUCAUUUAGGAUUACCUGGAAAAUCAUGGAAGUGCCCUGUCCUUUGUCGCUCAGGUCUCCAGUCCCUCUCCCAAAUCAAUGAAGUCGUACUGGUUUUAAUUGUAUGGUUGUGUCCUCUGAUGGCCUGGCUCUCUUUCCAUUUCUUUCCGUUCAGAGAGAAGGGGUUCCCCCGUCUCCUGGGCUGCAGGAGCACAGCUUCUCUUUCUUACAAACCCUCUUUGUCUCUCUUACUGCAAGACAGCCCAACUCACACUGUGCUGCACA
Molecule: messenger RNA, 2660 nt
Organism: Podarcis raffonei (Aeolian wall lizard)
Lineage: Eukaryota; Metazoa; Chordata; Lepidosauria; Squamata; Lacertidae
Product: alpha-N-acetylgalactosaminidase-like
Exons: 7
Coding region: 659-1882 (407 amino acids)
Biological process (GO): glycoside catabolic process; oligosaccharide metabolic process; glycosylceramide catabolic process
Cellular component (GO): cytoplasm
Molecular function (GO): alpha-galactosidase activity
Source: RefSeq, a predicted model, not a curated record